Messenger RNA from Arachis duranensis, 618 nucleotides. Its product is annotated as glutathione S-transferase T3-like. The transcript has a single exon. Lineage: Eukaryota; Viridiplantae; Streptophyta; Magnoliopsida; Fabales; Fabaceae. The record is from RefSeq and is a predicted model, not a curated record. Bases 1 to 618 code for a protein of 205 amino acids.
AUGUUCCAACCACAAAAUCAAAAUUCACAAACACCACAUUUUCCAUUUUCAUCCAUAUUUAAUCCUUCUAUUGGAAAUAUUGCUCUAACAUCCUUGCCGUUUUCAACUCAAUUCAGUACAUCGAGACAUAGCUCAUCUGGUGUUGGUGGCUCUUCUAACCCAUCCCCUCAGACUCUGAUACAAUGUAGUCCAAAUUCACAAUAUUCAGAUUUUGUCAACCCUCGUGAAUUAGAUGCUAUCGACCUCAAUGAAGAUGACAUUGAAAAUCAUAGGCAAGAUAGUAUUCAACACUGGCAACGGGAAGAUGAUAAGAUGUUAAUCAGUGCAUGGUUGAAUAUUUCAACCGACCCUAUAGUUGGUACCGACCAAAAGGGUGAAACAUUUUGGAGUCGAAUUCACAGUUAUUGUGUGGAAUUCAACUCCAACAUAAAAAUGGGGGUAGUUGCAUGUAAAAAACGAUGGUAUAAGAUCAACAAAGCAGUUGCACAAUUUGCUGGUUGUUACGAUCAAGCUAGUCGAAACAUAAGGAGUGGUUCGAAUGCUGAUGAUAUAAAGGAGUUGGCCUAUAAACUUUAUUCCACACAUUAUGGUCAGAAAUUCACUUUUAAAAGGCAUUAG